This is a messenger RNA of Ornithorhynchus anatinus (platypus), 2795 nucleotides long. RefSeq names its product solute carrier family 5 member 10 (gene SLC5A10). Lineage: Eukaryota; Metazoa; Chordata; Mammalia; Monotremata; Ornithorhynchidae. Gene Ontology annotation, biological process: transmembrane transport. Gene Ontology annotation, molecular function: D-glucose:sodium symporter activity. The transcript is spliced from 15 exons. Bases 81 to 1994 code for a protein of 637 amino acids. Gene Ontology annotation, cellular component: plasma membrane. The record is from RefSeq and is a predicted model, not a curated record.
GCGAGGCCGGCCCGCGGUCCCCCGUCGGCUGCCCCUCUGCGGGACUCAUUCCGGACUGAGCCCAAGAGGAGGAAGGGGUCAUGGCAGACAACUCUACCGACGGAGCCUCCGGGCCUCAGCCUCCCUUCCACGUGGCCGACGUCGUCGUCAUCGUCGUGUAUUUUGCCUUGAAUGUGGCCGUGGGAAUAUGGGCCUCGUGCCGAGUGAGCACGGACACGGUGAGCGGAUACUUCCUCGCGGGCAGGAAUGUGGCCUGGUGGCCGAUCGGUGCCUCCCUGUUUGCCAGUAGCGAAGGAUCCGGGCUGUUCAUCGGACUGGCGGGGGCGGGUGCUGCGGGCGGCCUGGCGGUAGCGGGCUUCGAGUGGAACGCUACCUACGUGCUGCUGGCCCUGGCUUGGGUGUUCUUGCCCGUCUACAUCUCCUCAGGGGUGGUCACCGUGCCAGAGUACCUCCAGAGGCGGUUCGGUGGACAGAGGAUCCGGGUGUAUCUGUCCGUCCUGUCACUCCUGCUGUCUGUCUUCACCAAGAUAUCGACGGACCUGUACUCGGGUGCCCUGUUUGUGCAGAUCUGCCUGGGCUGGAACCUGUACCUCUCCACCGUCCUGAUGCUGGCGGUCACAGCUCUCUACACCAUUGCAGGGGGACUAGCCGCUGUGAUUUAUACGGAUGCGUUGCAGACACUCAUCAUGCUAAUUGGCGCUGUCAUCUUGGCGAUUAAAGCUUUUAACCAGAUCGGGGGUUACCACCAGCUCGAGGCCACGUACAUGAAGGCCACUCCAGCCAAGGUGGUCCCCAACACCACGUGCCACCUUCCCCGGCCCGACGCCAUGCACCUUUUCCGAGAUCCCGUGGCGGGGGACCUGCCGUGGACCGGGAUGACGUUUGGCUUGACCGUCCUGGCCACCUGGUACUGGUGCACCGAUCAGGUUAUCGUCCAAAGAUCUCUCUCGGCCAAGGACCUAAACCACGCCAAAGGGGGGUCCAUCUUUGCCAGCUACCUAAAGAUGCUGCCCAUGGUCCUCAUCAUCAUGCCGGGAAUGAUUAGCCGGGCCCUCUACCCAGACGCCGUGGGCUGCGUGGAGCCGGCGGAGUGCCUGCGGGUGUGCGGUUCCGAGGUCGGCUGCUCCAACGUCGCCUACCCCAAGCUGGUGAUGGAGCUGAUGCCGAGGGGGCUGCGGGGGCUAAUGAUUGCGGUGAUGAUGGCGGCCUUGAUGUCCUCGCUGACCUCCAUCUUCAACAGCAGCAGCACCCUCUUCACCAUGGACAUCUGGAGGAGGCUCCGGGCCGGCGCCGGGGAGCGGGAGCUGCUGCUGGUGGGAAGGGUGGUCACCGUGGUCCUGGUUGCGGCCAGCGUGGUCUGGAUCCCCAUCCUGCAGAGCUCCAGCAGCGGCCAGCUCUUCGUCUACAUCCAGUCCGUCACCAGCUUCCUGGCCCCGCCCAUCACGGCCGUCUUUACCCUGGCUAUCUUCUGGAGGAGGACCAACGAGCAGGGCGCCUUCUGGGGCCUGAUGGUGGGCCUGGCGGUGGGACUGACCCGGAUGAUCCUAGAGUUUGCCCAGCCGCCGCCACGCUGUGGCCUCCCCGACUCUCGGCCGGCGAUCCUAAGGGACGUGCACUACCUCCACUUUGCCGCCCUGCUCUGCUUGCUCACCGUGGCCGUGGCCGUCGGGGUCAGCCUGCUGACAGCACCCCCCGAAGACUCCCAGAUCAAAAAUCUCACCUGGUGGACUCUCUCUGGGCACUGCCCUCCCGGAGCCAUCUCCGUGCCUAAUGGAAUCUUGGAAAACACCUCAACCAGGAGAACAACAGAUGGUGCUGAGGGUGGUGGUCCCCUGAGGAGCCCAGCCCCCAUGGUUCAAGCAGGGAGCGGAGACCUCUCCCCACCCAACCGCUGGAGCCCCGCCUCCGAAUCCGCCUUCUGGGCCCGGGUCUGCAACCUCAGCGCCCUCCUGCUGCUGUGCGUCAACGUCUUCUUCUACGCCUACUUUGCCUGAUGGUGUUUAUUCUGAGAGCGCUGUUGGGAAUGGGAGAGGAGGGGAGCGAGAAGGGGCGUGAGAGACUUGGUUCGGCCAGGUACUCCUUUCCACGGCAGCGUAUUUAGAACACGGGGAUGUCUCGCAUUAACUCGCCCCGAUGGCAUGCAACCCGCGACCCCCUGGUUCUCUCAGGAAUCACGUCUGGCUGCCCGGCUUUAAGCUGGUCUUGGGUGUGGGGCACCGGAGAGGCCUCCACAUCCUUCCUCCGGGCUGAAGUAGCUCCCAGAACCCCUGUAGAUGGUGGGCUCGACACCUUGGCAGCACCCUCCAAGUCUUGAUGCCCUCUGAUGUUCCUCUGUCAAGAACUGGAGAGACUUGGGGACCUCCACCAAUCCUCCACUCCUUAAGAUGCUACCCCCACCCAUCGGCUCUUAGCUAAGCACCCUGAACAAGACGGGAGGUCAUUUGGGAAUUAGCUGACCUUCCUCCCCAUCCCUGGCCAGGCGUUGUCGUCGUCGUCCUCCUCCUCCUCUCCCUCUAUAGCCAGGCGAUCCCCUUCCCUGAUUAGCCGUUAUUCCCCCUACCCAGUCAGCCGUUUCUCCCCUCCCCACCCCUGCCCAACCCAGCCCCUCAGCCAUCCUGCCCCCACCUGAAGAAUCUCCCCCAGCCUCCUGGGGGAACACGCUCCUCCAGCUCUGGGGCCAUCUAAGCCUGUCCACCUGCUGACAUGGAGGUUGGAGUUCCGACUGGAGAUUUUAACAGAAAAAUUGAUUCAUUAAAAUCCUAUCAGGUAACAAAAAUAAAAGAACAGUCCCCAAA